Eubalaena glacialis (North Atlantic right whale) is the source of this 3113-nucleotide messenger RNA. It is a transcript of the gene CNTN3, whose product is annotated as contactin 3. Gene Ontology annotation, molecular function: cell-cell adhesion mediator activity. The coding region runs from base 30 to 3113 and encodes 1027 amino acids. The transcript has 22 exons. The record is from RefSeq and is a predicted model, not a curated record. NCBI's taxonomy places the organism in Eukaryota, Metazoa, Chordata, Mammalia, Artiodactyla, Balaenidae. Gene Ontology annotation, biological process: brain development; cell-cell adhesion.
AGAGUUACUCUUGCUUUUGGCAAUUAAAGAUGAUGUUGUCAUGGAAACAGUUGAUCCUGCUUUCAUUCAUUGGCUGCCUAGGAGGUGAGCUGCUCUUACAAGGCCCAGUGUUUAUCAAAGAACCCAGCAACAGCAUUUUUCCUGUUGGUUCAGAGGAUAAAAAAAUAACUUUAAAUUGUGAAGCACGAGGCAACCCUUCACCUCAUUACAGAUGGCAGCUGAAUGGAAGCGAUAUUAAUCUGAGUAUGGAGUAUCGUUAUAAGUUGAACGGAGGAAAUCUUGUGGUUAUUAACCCCAACAGAAAUUGGGAUACAGGAAGUUAUCAAUGUUUUGCAACAAAUUCAGUUGGAACAAUUGUCAGCAGAGAAGCUAAACUCCAGUUUGCCUAUCUGGAAAAUUUUAAAACCAAAAUGAGAAGUACAGUGUCAGUGCGUGAAGGACAGGGAGUCGUCCUGCUCUGUGGCCUCCCGCCACACUCUGGAGAACUAUCAUAUGCUUGGAUCUUCAAUGAAUAUCCAUCAUUUGUCGAAGAAGAUAGUCGGAGAUUUGUCUCUCAAGAGACAGGCCACCUCUACAUAGCCAAGGUGGAACCAUUGGAUGUGGGAAAUUACACGUGUGUGGUGACUAGUAUGGUGACAAACGCCAGAGUGCUGGGUUCUCCAACUCCUUUGGUGCUACGUUCUGACGGAGUGAUGGGUGAAUAUGAACCGAAAAUAGAAGUUCAGUUUCCAGAAACUCUUCCAGCAGCUAAAGGUUCAACUGUGAAGUUGGAAUGUUUUGCCCUUGGAAAUCCUGUACCUCAGAUUAAUUGGAGAAGAAGUGAUGGACUGCCUUUUUCCACUAAAAUUAAAUUGAGGAAGUCCAAUGGUGUGCUUGAAAUCCCCAACUUCCAACAGGAAGAUGCAGGUUCCUAUGAAUGCAUUGCUGAGAAUUCACGAGGAAAAAAUGUCGCCAGGGGGCGUCUCACUUACUAUGCAAAGCCUCAUUGGGUUCAACUCAUAAAAGAUGUGGAAAUAGCUGUGGAGGACAGUCUUUACUGGGAAUGUCGGGCGAGUGGUAAGCCCAAACCCUCCUACCGAUGGUUGAAAAAUGGAGAAGCCCUUGUGCUCGAGGAGAGAACACAGAUAGAAAAUGGUGCCCUUACAAUAUCCAACCUAAAUGUGACCGAUUCUGGCAUGUUCCAGUGCAUAGCAGAGAACAAACAUGGUCUCGUCUAUUCCAGUGCUGAGCUCAAGGUUGUGGCUUCUGCUCCAGAUUUUUCAAAGACUCCAAUGAAAAAGUUGAUUCACGUGCAGGUGGGCAGCGAGGUCAGCUUGGACUGUAAACCCAGAGCUUCCCCCAGGGCGCUCUCUUCCUGGAAAAAAGGAGAUGUGCCCGUACAGGAGACUGAAAGAAUUUCUUUUUUGAAAGAUGGAGGACUCAAAAUUGCCAAUGUGACUAAAGCUGAUGCUGGAAUUUAUACCUGCAUAGCAGAAAACCAGUUUGGGAAAGCAAAUGGCACAACACACUUGGUUGUUACAGAACCAACAAGAAUAACUUUGGCACCAUCCAACAUGGAUGUCUCAGUGGGCGAAAGUGUCAUUUUGCCCUGCCAGGUGCAACACGACCCCCUAUUAGACAUCAUGUUUACCUGGUAUUUCAAUGGGGCCCUCACAGAUUUUAAGAAAGAUGGAUCUCACUUUGAGAAAGUCGGUGGGAGUUCAUCAGGCGAUUUAAUGAUAAGAAACAUUCAGUUGAAACACAGCGGGAAAUAUGUUUGUGUGGUGCAGACAGGGGUGGACAGUGUUUCAUCUGCCGCUGACCUCAUAGUGAGAGGUUCACCUGGACCACCAGAAGACGUAAAGGUAGAUGAAAUUACAGAUACAACAGCCCAACUCUCUUGGAAAGAAGGUACAGACAACCACAGCCCAGUUAUAUCCUAUUCUGUCCAGGCACGGACCCCUUUCUCCGUGGGUUGGCAGACGGCCACAACAGUGCCUGAGGUCAUUGAUGGGAAAACACACACAGCUACGGUAGUCGAGUUAAAUCCAUGGGUGGAAUACGAAUUUCGUGUUGUAGCCAGUAACAAAAUCGGAGGUGGAGAACCCAGUUUACCCUCAGAAAAAGUAAGAACUGAGGAGGCAGUGCCGGAAGUGCCUCCUUCGGACGCCAGUGGAGGAGGUGGGAGCCGGUCUGAACUGGUGAUCACCUGGGAUCCAGUCCCUGAAGAACUACAGAAUGGGGAAGGUUUUGGAUAUGUUGUUGCUUUCCGCCCUGUUGGAGUAACCAACUGGAUCCAGACGGUGGUCACAUCUCCUGAUACCCCGAGAUAUGUCUUUAGAAAUGAAAGCAUCCUGCCAUUUUCACUGUAUGAAGUUAAAGUGGGUGUUUAUAAUAACAAAGGCGAAGGACCGUUUAGCCCAGUGACAACAGUGUUCUCUGCAGAAGAAGAGCCUACAGCAGCGCCAUCUCAAGUUUGUGCAAAUAGCUUGUCUUCCUCAGAAAUUGAAGUUUCUUGGAACUCUGUUCCUUGGAAGUUGAGCAAUGGACACUUACUUGGCUAUGAGGUGCGGUAUUGGAAUAAUGGAGAAGAGGAAUCAUCAGGCAAACUGAAAGUGGCAGGAAAUGUGACAUCGGCCAGACUCCGUGGCUUGAAGAGCAACUUGGAAUAUUACACGGCUGUCCGGGCUUUCAACAGCGCUGGUACCGGUCCCUUUAGUGCCACGGUUAAUGCAACCACCAAGAAAACUCCUCCCAGUCAGCCACCAGGAAAUGUUGUUUGGAAUGCUACAGACACGAAAGUGUUACUUAAUUGGGAGCAAGUGAAAGCCAUGGAGAAUGAAUCAGAAGUAACAGGAUAUAAAGUUUUCUAUAGGACUAGCAGUCAAAAUAAUGUGCAAGUGCUAAACACAAACAAAACUUCAGCUGAACUUUUGCUGCCCAUUAAAGAGGACUACAUUAUUGAAGUUAAGGCCACAACGGAUGGCGGGGAUGGGACCAGUAGCGAACAGAUCAGGAUUCCAAGAACAACCAAUAUGGAUGCAAGAGGUUGUACAUCAGCCAUCUCCAAUGCCCACCCUGUGUCAAGUUAUAUCUCUACAGUACUGUUCUUUAUUGUAAACACCCUGUGGUGA